AUGGGUCGCAAUCGUACCCGGCCAGCACGCGCUGACCCUUCAAAGCCGCCACGUCCGCGCAAUGCCUGGAUGUUGUUCCUCUGCGCAUAUCACCAGGAGCGUACCAGGAAGCAGGAAAUGAACCUCCCUCUCGAGAACGAGACGCACCAACACACUAAGAUCAUCUCCCAGAUGUGGAAGGCUCUUCCGCAAGAGGAACGCGAUAAAUGGGUCAUGGCCGCUGAGCGCGAGAAGGAGGAGCACGCCAGGCUGUACCCUGGCUACAAGUACCAGCCCUCUAAGCCUCCGGGGCGCAAGGCGUCCACAGCUUCUGCAUCACCGCCUCCGGCUGUGCCGCCACAGUCGUCGUCGAGUGCUCAUCCGAGCGUGACCAAGGCGCGCAGUAACUCUUCCGCCGCCAAGCCGAAGGAGACUGUACUAGGCCAGACUCCGAUGCAGUGGGACGUACCCCAGGCGGCUAAGAAGGCGAGGAUGAGGCAAGAGUAUGAUCAGGUCAAGCAGCCGAAUUCCCAACGUCAAUCGCAGACGCCACCAUAUGCUCCGGCGCCGCAGCACUAUGCACAGCAUUCUGCGCCUAAAGCUAGACGAGGGCGCCCACCGAAGGCCAAACAGGAGGUUAUCGAAGAGGAUAUCGAGAAUAUUGAGCUCGUCGACGGCCAGCUUGUACCCAAAGCCGGCGGUUCGGCGGCUGCUAACGAGGAUAGCGAUGAGGACAUGUUGUAUGAGAGUGAGGACGAGGAUCACGCGGGCAGCGCUCAUGGACACCAAUACGGUCAUCCUGGUUACGCCUACGAUCAGGCGCCCGAGGAUAGCGAGUCUGAGGACGAGGCGUCAAGUCAGGUUUCCCCCUCUACGCCCACGCAACAGGAUAACCCCGCCGCGCCAGUGGCAUCUUCGAAACCUACCGCGACGGACGCACAGUUCCCGCUGCGUCAUGCGAGUUAUGAACAGUAA
Molecule: messenger RNA, 954 nt
Organism: Peniophora sp. CBMAI 1063
Lineage: Eukaryota; Fungi; Basidiomycota; Agaricomycetes; Russulales; Peniophoraceae
Source: the annotation of a GenBank genome assembly